AGCCCUGCCCAGCUCCCAGUUUGCUGACCUGCGUCCGCUUUCGCUUUCUGCCUCGCAGCCAUCGGGAUGGAGGUGAGAGGACAGCCGUGACGCGCGCCCGCGCGGCCCCCUGCGUCCCCAGCAGCCCACAGCGCUCCCUGCCCCCCUCCCCCUGAGGCAGCGGGCCUUGCCGUCGAGUGACAGCGGCCUGGGCGGGCGGGGGGGGGGGGGGGGGGGGGGGGCAGCCGUGCCAGCGAUGCCGGCGGGCAUGACGAAGCAUGGCUCCCGCUCCACCAGCUCGCUGCCGCCCGAGCCCAUGGAGAUCGUGCGCAGCAAGGCGUGCUCGCGGCGCGUCCGCCUCAACGUCGGGGGGCUGGCGCACGAGGUGCUGUGGCGCACCCUGGACCGCCUGCCUCGCACGCGGCUGGGCAAGCUCCGCGACUGCAACACGCACGACUCACUGCUCGAGGUGUGCGACGACUACAGCCUCGACGACAACGAGUACUUCUUCGACCGCCACCCGGGCGCCUUCACCUCCAUCCUCAACUUCUACCGCACUGGGCGGCUGCACAUGAUGGAGGAGAUGUGCGCGCUCAGCUUCAGCCAGGAGCUCGACUACUGGGGCAUCGAUGAGAUCUACCUGGAGUCCUGCUGCCAGGCCCGCUACCACCAGAAGAAGGAGCAGAUGAACGAGGAGCUCAAGCGGGAGGCCGAGACCCUCCGCGAGCGCGAGGGCGAGGAAUUCGAUAACACGUGCUGCGCGGAGAAGCGGAAGAAGCUCUGGGACCUCCUGGAGAAGCCCAACUCCUCCGUGGCUGCCAAGAUCCUUGCCAUCAUUUCCAUCAUGUUCAUUGUCCUCUCCACCAUCGCCCUGUCACUCAACACGCUGCCUGAGCUGCAGAGCCUCGAUGAGUUUGGCCAGACCACGGACAAUCCCCAGCUGGCCCACGUGGAGGCCGUGUGCAUCGCGUGGUUCACCAUGGAGUACCUGCUGCGGUUCCUCUCCUCCCCCAAGAAGUGGAAGUUCUUCAAAGGCCCACUCAACGCCAUCGACUUACUGGCCAUCCUGCCAUACUACGUCACCAUCUUCCUCACCGAGUCCAACAAGAGUGUACUGCAGUUCCAGAACGUCCGCCGCGUGGUCCAGAUCUUCCGCAUCAUGCGGAUCCUCCGCAUCCUCAAGCUCGCGCGCCACUCCACUGGCCUCCAGUCCCUGGGCUUCACGCUGCGGAGGAGCUACAACGAGCUGGGUUUGCUCAUCCUCUUCCUCGCCAUGGGCAUCAUGAUCUUCUCCAGCCUUGUUUUCUUUGCCGAGAAGGAUGAGGAUGACACCAAGUUCAAAAGCAUCCCGGCCUCUUUCUGGUGGGCCACCAUCACCAUGACAACUGUUGGAUAUGGAGACAUCUACCCCAAAACCCUUCUGGGAAAAAUUGUAGGGGGGCUCUGCUGCAUUGCAGGGGUCCUGGUGAUUGCUCUUCCCAUCCCCAUCAUUGUCAAUAACUUCUCUGAGUUCUACAAAGAGCAGAAGAGGCAGGAGAAAGCAAUCAAGAGGAGAGAGGCUCUGGAGAGAGCCAAGAGGAAUGGCAGCAUCGUAUCCAUGAACAUGAAGGAUGCUUUCGCCCGGAGCAUUGAGAUGAUGGACAUUGUGGUUGAGAAAAAUGGGGAUAACAUGAAUAAGAAGGAGAAAGUGCAAGAUAACCACUUGUCUCCCAACAAAUGGAAAUGGACAAAGAGGACACUUUCAGAAACCAGCUCAAGUAAGUCCUUUGAAACUAAGGAGCAGGGAUCCCCUGAGAAAGCCAGAUCAUCCUCUAGCCCGCAGCACCUGAAUGUCCAGCAGUUGGAAGACAUGUACAAUAAGAUGGCCAAGGCCCAGUCCCAGCCCAUCCUCAAUACCAAGGAGUCAGCCACACAAAGCAAACCAAAGGAGGAACUUGAAAUGGAGAGCAUCCCCAGCCCCAUAGCGCCUCUGCCCACUCGCACGGAAGGAGUAAUCGACAUGCGAAGUAUGUCGAGCAUUGAUAGCUUCAUCAGCUGUGCCACGGACUUCCAGGAAGCCACCAGAUUCUCCCACAGCCCUUUGGCAUCACUCGCUAGCAAGACUGGAGGCAGCAUGGCCCCAGAGAUGGGCUGGCAGGGAGCUCUGGGUGCCAGUGGUGGCAGGUUUGCAGAGGCCAAUCCCACCCCUGAUGGCAGCCAUCGCUCUAGUUUCUUCAUUGAGAGCCCUAAGAGUUCCAUGAAGACCAACCCCUUGAAGCUCCGAGCACUUAAGGUCAACUUUAUGGAGGGUGAUCCUAGUCCUCUCCUGCCUGUUCUGGAGAGGUAUGACCCUCUUAGGAGCCGGGGAGGUGCCGCGGCUGCUGUCACUGGGCUGGAGUGUGCCACGCUCUUGGACAAGUCUGUACUGAGCCCGGAAUCCUCUGUCUACACCACAGCAAGUGCUAGGACACCCCCCCGGUCACCUGAGAAGCACGCAGCAAUAGCAUUCAAUUUCGAGGCAGGGAUCCACCAGUACAUUGACGCAGACACAGAUGACGAGGGGCAGCUGCUUUACAGUGUGGACUCCAGCCCUCCCAAAAGCCUCCAUGGGAGCACCAGUCCCAAGUUCGGUGUUGGGACACGACCAGAGAAGAACCACUUUGAAAGCUCCCCCCUCCCAACCUCCCCUAAGUUCUUAAGGCAGAACUGUAUUUACUCCACAGAAGCAUUGACUGGAAAAGGCCCCAGUGGCCAGGACAAGUGUAAGCUGGAGAACCACAUCUCCCCCGACGUCCGUGUGUUGCCAGGGGGAGGAGCCCAUGGAAGUUCUCGGGACCCGAGCAUCUGAACUACCCUGCCAUGGAGGAGAGACUAGUGGGCUGUUCAGCUUACCUGCCACAGAGCUUUUCUGCAUAAACUGUGAAACAGAAAGGCCCUUCAAAGCCCCCCAAAGGAAGAGAGACUCCAGAGAAGGUUCCCCAAGACCUUGAGAGCCAUGACCGGCCCAUCACCGUAAAGCCGGCCAAGCCAUAGGGUAAAGUGCAUCCUUCUAACGACUCUGUUGCUCUCUCUGGGAGGUCACACGGGUGGAGCUCCCAGCUGUCACCACCGUUAUUCUAGACAUAAUCAAGGUCACCCACUCCCAUUCUUCUUCCACGGCUUUCCAUCACAGCUUUUGAGGGCAACAGUCCCAUCCCUUCCGGCUUCAGCUGGAGGAGGAUUCUGGAACAAGUUGCUGGUGUUGAAAGAGUGGGUUGACCUAUUGAAUACUGGGUGUUGCCCGACCACCUCUAGAAACACCUCUCCAUCACCUCCUGGAUGGACCCCACUGUUAGAAGGCUACAGGGAAUACUCGUGUCACGGGGAAGUCUCUGCGCCAUAAGCCACGAUCCCAGCGCUAAACCCUUACUCCAAUGUCUUCAUCGACUUCAGUAUUCUGUAGUACCUGAGAUUUUAUUUUGAGAUAGCAUCAGGGUGAGUUGCACCACUUGUACUCAAUUCUAAUUGCCCCCGGCCAUCUGGGAGGGGUUCCAAAGGCGGGCACUCAGCCAACAGUCUGAACUCGGAGUAUUGCUUUAGGGUUGUAGAAGGAAAACUCUCCCUAUACAUCACUAGUGUAGACUCAAAA
Molecule: messenger RNA, 3586 nt
Organism: Tupaia belangeri chinensis (Chinese tree shrew)
Lineage: Eukaryota; Metazoa; Chordata; Mammalia; Scandentia; Tupaiidae
Gene: KCNB1
Product: potassium voltage-gated channel subfamily B member 1
Exons: 2
Coding region: 236-2806 (856 amino acids)
Biological process (GO): action potential; protein homooligomerization; potassium ion transmembrane transport
Cellular component (GO): neuronal cell body membrane; postsynaptic membrane; axon
Molecular function (GO): protein binding; delayed rectifier potassium channel activity
Source: RefSeq, a predicted model, not a curated record